UAACUCAUGGCAUACACACACGGCAGCGGCAAAAACAGAGCGCGCACACCCAAUACACACACAGACACUCAAACAGAAACAGAAACAGACACACGCAUACAUACGUACAACACUCACUCACGCACGCACACGCAUACAGAGUGAAACAGAGUGUAUUUGUAUGUACAUAUUAAACAAAAAUUAAAGCGCCAAUUGUAAAUGGCAAUGAAGAAUUUGCAAUGAGUAUCUGAAAAUUGCAAUUAAUUGCAAGCGCUGGAAUAAGAAAGGAAAACGAAACAAAUCGCUGGUGAAAAGUGCAAGUGAAAAGUGCCUAUAAGAAGCAGAAAUUCACACACAAAUACGCGCACACGCAUACGCAAACAACACACACACACACACACACACAUACGCACGCACACAAAGAGAACGUCAUAUGCCAGAGGCAGGCUGUCGCUUGGCAGGCACAUUGACAGCAACAGCAACAAAGGAAGCACAAGGAGCAGCAGCAGCAGCAACGAGCAGCAACGGGAGUGAAAAGCAUUUUGUGUAUCCUAUUUUGUGUGUGAGCGAGCGCGUGUCCAUGUCCGUGUCCGUGCCCGUGUCCUUAGCCACAGCAGUAGCAAUAGCAAACAACAACAGCAACAACAACAACAACAACAACAACAACAGCAAUUACGGCGUGUAGUUGCUAUAAUGAUAGAUUUCAAAACAAAAUUGAGCAAAUUAUCGUAUAAAACGUGCCCCGGUUGGAAAAUCUAAAAAUAACACAACGAUACAUUCAUAGCCAGCGUCUAAUGCGCCAUUGAAAUCCUCGUCGUCGUCGUCGUCGUAGUCGCAGUCGUCCUCGUUGUCGAAUUUCGGUGUCUGUUUCGGUGUCGAAGGCGAUAACAAAAUCCAAGUGCCGCUUGUGUUAGGCCCCCACAAAAAAAAGAACCAACUGACUUUAAAUUAUGCAUGCACAUUGAUUUUCUGACGCGUCGUCAUCGCCGUCGUCGUCGUCGCCGUCGUUGUCAUUUUCGUUUUCCUCCUCAUCGCUGUCAACAUCAUUAUCAGCAACAGCAACAACAACAACAACAACAACAGCAACAUUUGUAGGAACAACAACAAUACCAAUAACAACAACAACAACAACAGCCUCUGCCUAUUGGCAAUCUCAUAAAGUCAUUUCUCGUCCCACGUCCUGCCUGCGACGCAUGUUAUCAGCGGAACUGACGUCGUCGGCGUUGUUGAAUGCGAGUUAUCAGCGCACCAACGGCCUAACAAAAGAUGAGGCUUGCCUGUCAACGACAUUUGGAAAGUGCAGAACAACAACCGAAGCAGCAGCAACCGCAGCGGCAACAACCACACCAACGACAAUAUCAGCAGCAGCAGCAAUGACCAAGCAAUUGACAACAACAACUGCAACAAAUGCGGCGUCUAGCAUAACACAAGCGGCAAAUUUGGCGCCCACGGUUAUCUCGCCGACAACAACCGUGGCAACACCAACCAUAGCAGCCGCAUCGACAACAGCAACAACAACAACAAUAACGGAGGGAGCAUUGACUGCAACAAUAACAACAACCACAGAAACAACAAAAACCCAGUCUCAAGCACAGCCAACAAUAGCAACAAAGACCACAAGUGCAACAAAAGCAGCAUCAACAACAUCAACAACCACAACAGCAUCUGCAUCUGCCUCAGCGUCGGCAUCAAGCGAUGCCAGCGGCCGUUCAGCGGCUUUGGAACGUGCUUACGUCCACGAUGUGUACGAGCAUUGCGAGGAGCCAACGCGACCGCCGCGUCCCCGAGUGGCACAAUUUCUGGGCAACUUGGAGCCCGGGUCGGUGGUCUGCGACGUAGGUUGCGGCAGUGGGCGUUAUCUUACACAGUGUAAUCCUGCUAUAUGCACCAUUGGCAUAGAUCGUUGCUAUCGCUUGAGCAAGGCAGCCCAUGAGAAGGGCGGUGAGGUGGCGCUGUGCGACAAUCUGGAGCUGCCCUUUCGUGACGAUAGCUUCGAUGCGGUUCUCUCGUUGGCCGUGGUGCAUCACUUUGCCACCACCGAGCGUCGCGUGCGUGCACUCAGGGAGCUGGCGCGUAUCCUGCGCAUUGGCGGCCGUGUGGUUAUCACUGUGUGGGCACUGGAGCAGCGACAUCGGCGUUUCGAGUCGCAGGACGUCCUUAUACCCUGGCAGCCGCCCAAGAAUCGCACCUACUCCUACUCCUAUUCCGACGAGGAUGACGAUGACUAUUUACCGCCCUAUCACGCCUACACGGAGGACUCGACCAACUCCAGUCGGUCGGCGGGCGAUGGCGACAGUUCGAGUCUAAGCUCAUCCUCACCGGGCGAGUCCUGCUAUAGCUUUGUACGUCGUGCAUUACAAAAACUUGCUGGUGGUCGUCGUCAUGCUUGGUUCCUGGACUCGUGGGCAUCCAAGGAGACGCGUAACGACAGUAGUCUGGACUAUGAGGACGCCAAGGAUCUGCCAAUUGAGCUACGGCGCCUCGAAGACUUUGAAGACUUUCCCGAUCCGCCGCUCUCUGCAGGUUUGAAAUCUCGCAGUCUCGGCAGCAUUCUGCAAACGCCGCCGCGUCAAAUCGUACGCUCUCGCUCCAGUGUUCCGAGUCUCGGUGGUCCGCUUGUGCCCUGCGAGACAAAAGCCAGCGCAUCAGCUGCUCUGUUGCUGAAUGCACCCGAGACGCAACUCAAUGGCCGGCACUCGCCGACGCCCACGGGCACAGGCAGUGCGGGUAGCACGCUCAGCCGGCGUCCCAAGCUGAUUAAGCAGAAGCAGUCGCUGUGCGAUGAUGACAACAGCAGCAUCCAAGAGCCGCCAAGUGUGCCCACCACAAAUGCCAACGCCCCGUUUCAAAUGCUCAGCAGCUAUAACAGCGCUAGCGGCGCCGUCAGCAGCAGUCUCUAUACACACAACAGCCCACAGCCCGGUUCCUCGACAGCAUCACCACCAACCGGCAUCGAAGCGAGCGAGUCUCCUGCGGCGCCUACCACGAACUUGAGCGGCUCGCUGCGCAAACAGAGUUCGCUAAACGAAGAGCUGAUGGCGGGCAAUCGUCUGCGGGAAAAAGAACGCGUACGUAAACGCAUCCAGAAGCAGACCUCACUCAAUGAGGCCUUUCUCUGUCGCUCGGCAUUGUUCUCCAAACGACUGCAGAUGAUUCGCGAUGGCUUCACCACGAAAAUCAAGAGCUCCACGGGCAGUCUGGAGCGUGUGACCAAAACGGGCAUCACCAAGCUCAUGCAGAAUAUCAAGAACGCUCCAUCAACCCAAGGGCAACCCGCGACACCACAUCAGCAACAACAGCAGCAGGGGAACAACAACAACAAGCAGCAGCAGUUAGCAUCACCCGCGUCGCACACACAACCGCAUCAGCAUUACCAUCAUCAUCAUCAUCUGUCCAGCAAUGCGGGCAGCUUGUUUCCCGCCCAUCUCCUGUUGUCCAGCACAUCGAGUGGCCCCGUGAGCUAUUGCAGCAUUGUCGACUGCAGUGCGGCCAAUAUUUGCCAAUGCAGCGCCUAUCAGCAGGAGUGCGUUGCCUGUGCCGACAGCGAGCAGGGAAAUGCACGUCGACACUCGCGGGAAUCGGGCUCGGACUCAUCGAAGGACAGCAGCCUACAAUCGGACACUAGCAUUGAGUCGGAAGAUAGCUUCGCCUCGGUCAUCUUCAUACCGAAGCCCGAGCAGCAUCAGCAGCAACUCAACUAUCAGCAACAGCAUCAAAACUCCAGCUCUAGCAACUCCAGUUCCAGCAAUGGCGCUGCUGCUGCCCAAGCGGCACUUGCGGCCGGUGCCACGGCAACGAUAGCAACAAACAACACCACAACAGCCACGGUGCGAUUGCUGCCUACGAAUUCAGUGCCAACCUCACCGCUCAUCAUGCCCUGUCCGCCGACGCCCGCCCAUUCGCCAGCUGCAAUUCAGGGCACUGUGACGUCGCCGCCACAGUCGACGGCAGCUGUUACGGCUGCGAUGGCCAUGUUGACGCCAGCCGCGAAGCCGGCACGUUUCAGCUUCGACGAGGCACACAUCAAGGAGCAGCGGGAGCAACAGCAGCCAACAGCAGCAACUCUAGCUUCAACAACAAUUGCAGCAGUUGCAGCAACCACCUCAGUAACAACAACAAGAACAGCAGCAGCUACAACAACAGCAACUCCUACAGCUGCUGCCAUAACCGUUGUCACAACAGCAGCUCCCAUGGCUGCUCACAAGAUCACGCGCCAAACAAUACGCGAGAUGCCGCCCAUACCCAAGUUCCGCAAACAACAGUCGCUGCAACUGCAACGUCCCAGCUUUCCGAUUGUGCGACGCGCCUCGGGCUCCGGUAUGGCGGGCAGCAGCUCCAAGCUGCUCUCGCUGGAGCUGUUUAAUCCGGCCACCGAUGAUCUGGACAGCGAUUCCAGUGAGCCCUCCUCCCCGGACUCCAUUGACAGUGUCAUCAGCGCACCGCGCUCCGCACAACUGCUCUCGGCGCCCAGCACUGAGGCAGGCGGCAAGUCCAGCGAUGAAUCGGACACGGCGCUGGCGCAAUUUCGCGGCGAGCUGCACAUUAACAAUGCCACAACCAACGGCAAUGACAUCAUACUCAACGCGGACAGUGCUCCAUUGUUGCCAGAGAAGCGUGAAACGAGUCAGGCACAACGGCCGCUGGAUUGCAAUGAGUUUGCCGAAAAGUUGACGGCGCAACUGCAACGUGAACUGGAUGACAAAUGCAAUCGAGCCGAAUGCCGCAGUUUGGAUGGCAUUGGAGACAUCGGCGAGUUUCUCAACGGCGGCCGAAGCUCUAAGAAGCGUUCCAAUGGGGAUUUGAGUGCAUUGCGCGAUGAGCUGCGAGAACGUCGCCUGAUGCUCGCCAAUCUGUCCACGCAACACAGUCUACAGCAAUCGCCGGUGUCUUCUUCAACUUCCUCGUUGUCCUCACAGACGCGCAGCUUUACUAUACAUGAGGAGCAGGAGGGCGAGGAGGAAGAUGAGGAGAAUGAGCGAAGCUAUACGCUGGGCAUCUACGAGCACUGCAAGGUCUCCAAGUUCAACUACAAGCGCAAUCGCAACUACAAUCUCAAUGCCGAGACGGCGUAUCUGCUGCAAGAAGAUGGGGACAGCGAUCAGCGCGAUGAUGAUGAUCACAUUCGGGAAGAAGACGAGGAUGCCGAGGCGCUGGAGGCACGUGGCGGAGAUCAGCUCGGCGCUGGCAUGCAUGAGUAUGGCCAGCGACGCCGAAACUUUGGUUCCAUCAAGUCCAUGACAUCGAGCGGAUCCAGUUCGACGGAAACGGUGUCGACCACAUCGCAGCCACCGCAAUCACUGCAGCAGCGCGCCUCCAUCGAGUCCCUGGAGCACUCGAAUAGCUCAACAGCCUCACUGGAUAGCCCCUCACAGGGUGGCGGGGCGACCACACAUCAUCGUUUCUAUCACGUCUUUCGCGAGGGUGAAUUGGAUGCACUGAUCAAUCACCAUGUGGCCAGUCUGCAUAUUGUUAGCUCGUACUAUGAGCGUGCGAGUUGGUGUGUUGUAGCCGAGAAGGUGCAGGUGUGGACGAUUUAAGUUAAGAACCUAUGAUCUAUACUACUUAUGUUAAGAAAAUUGAGAACAAAUAUUGCAAAAAAAACAAAAACAAAAA
Drosophila nasuta is the source of this 5592-nucleotide messenger RNA. It is a transcript of the gene fid, whose product is annotated as class I SAM-dependent methyltransferase fire dancer. The record is from RefSeq and is a predicted model, not a curated record. The transcript is spliced from 5 exons. Gene Ontology annotation, cellular component: nucleus; cytoplasm. Gene Ontology annotation, molecular function: tRNA (5-carboxymethyluridine(34)-5-O)-methyltransferase activity; S-adenosylmethionine-dependent methyltransferase activity; tRNA binding. NCBI's taxonomy places the organism in Eukaryota, Metazoa, Arthropoda, Insecta, Diptera, Drosophilidae. Gene Ontology annotation, biological process: tRNA methylation; tRNA wobble uridine modification. Bases 1173 to 5516 code for a protein of 1447 amino acids.